Messenger RNA from Corylus avellana, 565 nucleotides. RefSeq names its product RING/U-box superfamily protein. The record is from RefSeq and is a predicted model, not a curated record. Lineage: Eukaryota; Viridiplantae; Streptophyta; Magnoliopsida; Fagales; Betulaceae. Gene Ontology annotation, molecular function: zinc ion binding.
UAGGGUUUAUGUUGGUGAAUUGGCUAAAGUUGGCUAAAAGUUUUGCGGCACAAAUACAAUUUCGAAGAUGGGGCUCUCAAUUAACUUCCCUGGUGCAGCCGAGGGAGUGCUUCCUGUGCUAGUAAUGAACACAGUUUUCUCAGUGGCUCUUUUGAAGAAUGCGGUGAGAUCUGUGCUGCAAGUGGUGGGUGCCCUCCAUGCUAGCGGCCGGAGCGCUCCAGACGACACUAGUGCAAGUCAGAGGAGAAUUUCAAUAACCCAUGUGAACAAGUCAUUGUGGUGGACUACAACAAUGGAGUGUUGUGUUUGUCUCUGUGGGUUCGAAGCUGACGAGGAGGUGAGCGAGUUGUCUUGCAAGCAUUUUUUCCACAAAGGUUGCUUGAACAAGUGGUUUGAUAACAAGCAUACCACCUGCCCUCUUUGUCGCUCUGUCAACUAACUAGCCACAAUUUAAAGGUUUUUUAGCAAGCUAGCGGAUUGUCCUUAUUUUUCUCUACCGACCUAUCUAAUCUUCAUGCUUUAUUUUUGGACAGUCAAAAUUUGAGAAAUUUAUGUGAUAAUCUUA